Molecule: messenger RNA, 2798 nt
Organism: Daphnia pulex (common water flea)
Lineage: Eukaryota; Metazoa; Arthropoda; Branchiopoda; Diplostraca; Daphniidae
Product: platelet-derived growth factor receptor alpha-like
Exons: 15
Coding region: 128-2779 (883 amino acids)
Biological process (GO): multicellular organism development; cell surface receptor protein tyrosine kinase signaling pathway; protein phosphorylation
Cellular component (GO): signaling receptor complex
Molecular function (GO): ATP binding; transmembrane receptor protein tyrosine kinase activity
Source: RefSeq, a predicted model, not a curated record
UCCCGUCUAGACAACAGUCGAUACCUGUACGUUGAAACUGGAAAACAUCUUGUAAAAUUCGCAGUUUAAAUCGUGAAAUUUUCAGCAUAUCGUCGUAAAAUCGCGCAUUCCCGAUAAUCUGAAUGCUAUGUUAAACAGUGGAUUCGAUAGGUCCGCAAUGUCUGUGCACAAAUCGCUGGUACUUUUAGUCUUUUGGGUAAUAGCCUGCAGAGAGAGUAAUGCUCACGACAAAGGUGUCUGGCGGAUGACUCCGGGUGACGAGAUUGCAGAAGAAAAUUCAGUGCUCACAUUAACUUGCACUUACGCAUAUCAAGAAGGUUUUAUCGAUCGGAAUUUCUCCUUGAGAUGGGAGUUGCCCGAAUUCCUCGUCAAAAAUCCGCAACUAACGGGGGUUGAGGAGCGGUUCCGUGUAACUUUCACUACGAACGAAACGCACAUGUCAUCGACCAUGACCCUUGCGAACGCAACAGCAAGAGACACGGGCCUUUACCGAUUUGUCUACGGCGAUGAGCAAAUUAAACGAUACAUCUAUGUUUUUGAUGGAAGAAAUUUGGUGACUAUCGUUGACAAAGGUUUCUAUCCGGAUUACUACUUAUUCUGCUUCCACCAAGGCGAGUUGGGUGUUCAUAUUCCAUGCAAAUCCACCCAUCCGAACGUGACAGUGACCCUCAUCCACCGGGAACGACUCAACCAAAAAUCAAAUUACGACAAUGUGCUAUCCUAUCCGAAUCCGAAAUGGUCUUUCGAGCCGGAACACGGACUAGCACUCAAUCACGCAAUGAUCAAUGACACCGGAGUUUUCCUUUGCAUUGGCACAAUGAACAACAUCACCGACGAGAAGAAUUUUACCGUCAGUGUCAAAGGAAUAGAGUUGGAAAGAGUUGGUGAUCCUGAGGAUCCGACGGAAGGAAGUAACGUGACCUUAAUCUGUCGCAUCCUUUUCCCCGGAAUCAAAUUCCCUGGGCCACCGGAAUGGGAAUAUCAAAUCAACAACACCGCAGUGAUGCAAACUAUUAAUAUCACAAAUCCCCCAGCAGGCAUCCGGAUAGAAACCGAGGGCGAAAAAAAGAAGCACGAAUCCGCUGGAUUCAAACUAAAUUUUUACGUGAGCAGACUGGAACUGUUUAACAUUAGCAAAAAUACAUACACCACUUUUCAAUGCAAAGCCAAUAAAUUCCAAGACGCAGUGGCUAAAGCCAUUUCUUUUCAAAUUAAAGAGAGAAAAUCGACAGAGACAAUGUUCGAUUCCAUCUUAUUGGACAACAAAAGAACAAAAACAAUUUUAAUUGUCGUCUGUUCGUUAACUAUUUUGCUUUUACUCGGAAUCGGAAUUGGAAUUAGACUCAAUUCUCAAAAGAAGAAAAAAUUAUACCCGGGUUUAAAAAGAAUACUCGAAGGAAAUCAAAAAGAAAUCAUCCCAGAAUUGUUAAUGGAAGAGCAAAGUGAACUAGUCCCCUACGACAAACGGUGGGAAUUUCCCAGAUAUCGACUCAAACUCGGAAUACAAUUGGGAGUGGGAUGUUUCGGUCGGGUUGUCAAAGGAGAAGCUGUGGGGAUUAAAGGUUCCGGUGAAACUGUCAAAACGGUGGCCGUCAAAAUGGUCAGAUCUGUAACAAACGUCGCUGCCCUAGAAGCUCUCGUGAGCGAAUUGAAAAUUCUGAUCCACUUGGGAUCGCAUAUGAACGUCGUCAAUCUACUGGGGGCCUGCACCAAAAAGAUAUCACAAGGUGAACUUUUGGUCAUCGUCGAAUAUUGUCGGUAUGGAAACUUGCGGACUUAUUUAAUGAACCACCGCGACAGUUUCAUUAACUUGGUGGAUGAAUUCGGCAACAUUCAAGCGGAAAAUGAGAUGGAGGACAUUUGUCUCAUGCCCAAGUAUGAAAACUGUUUGAAUGGAUCAAAUUUCAAAGAAAACCAAAUUGAGCCUCGUCUUUUGAUUAAUCCAUGUUACGGGAAUUUUGAAAAUAACGAAUGUGAAAGAUCGCCAGAAACUUCAAUGUCAAGUGAUCCGUCAGAGUCACAAUCCUUCUGGCAAUACCAACAAGAUCCGGAUGUUACUUUGACUCGAUCCAUUUCCACACGCGAUUUAAUUUCCUGGUCUUAUCAGAUUGCUCGAGGGAUGGAUUAUUUAGCUAGCAAAAAGGUUCUCCAUGGCGAUUUGGCCGCUCGGAAUGUUUUGCUGGCCGACGAUGGAGUGGCCAAAGUGGCCGAUUUUGGAAUGGCCAAGAAAAUGUACUACGAAGACAAUUACGAAAAGACAAGCCAGGGGUUGAUGCCAGUCAAAUGGAUGGCCAUUGAAUCUCUAACUGAUCGCGUCUUUUCGACCCAAUCAGACGUGUGGUCUUAUGGUGUCGUCCUCUGGGAACUCUUCACGCUGGGUAAAGUUCCUUAUCCAGGAUUUGGUGCUGGUCAUCAAUUAAUCCAAGCAAUUCAAAACGGAUACCGGAUGGAGAAACCAAACAACGCGCCGAAUUUAUUUGGAGAAUUAAUGACCAAUUGCUGGAAAACGGACCCGAAGGAGAGGCCCACGUUCAGCCAAUUAGAAGAGACAAUCUGUGGCCAUAUGGAAUCGACAGUCAACUCUAAUUACUUGAAUUUGAACGCUUUGUAUGUCAAAUUCAACGAAGAGAACGACACGGCGACAGCAACAGACCUAUUCGGACUAGCGAAAUUGUUGACCGAAAAAUCGCAGAUGACUGAAAAUAAGUUGCAAUUGAAUGACAAUUUUCGUUCACCAAAAAACGAGAAUAGCUACUCUCCUUUUCCUCAAAGAGCCUGAUGAAGAAACACGGAAAAAA